UCGAUAGUGCUCUCGAUGGUUUGACACCUCUACCGCGAACAAAUUUGCUUGUAAUUUGCGUUGAUUGUAAUUUUCCUGCUUUAAAAAACACAACAACCAACUUGAAAUGGCGGGAACAACGCAAAAAUACAGGAACUUUGUGGCCGAGCCCAUGGGCAACAAGUCUGUCACAGAGUUGGCCGGAAUUGGAGAGACGCUGGGUGGCCGCUUGACCGAAGCUGGAUUCGACAAGGCAUACACCGUGCUGGGCCAAUACUUGGUUUUGAAGAAAGAUGAAGAGCUGUUUAAGGACUGGAUGAAGGACGUGUGCCACGCCAGUUCCAAGCAGGCCUCCGACUGCUACAAUUGCCUCAACGAUUGGUGCGAGGAGUUCUUGUAAGGGACAGUCACACACACGCACACACACACACGUAUGCUCCGAUCAAAAGAAUCUGCUGGACGCGCGAAAAUCUAUGGGAACGUCAACAAAUAAAUGCUUACGCAGUAAAAAUUCCUAAAUGCAGCAUCUAAUAUGGCGCAAUAAGUAAAAAGUAAGAAUCUGUUCUUUUCAUGUUCAUAUCGAUGUUAGAAUGUAAGUAACAUAUCUCUAAAGCAAUAACGCAAAAUAAAUGUACAGUCGAAAGGA
Messenger RNA from Drosophila obscura, 625 nucleotides. RefSeq names its product barrier-to-autointegration factor (gene baf). Gene Ontology annotation, molecular function: DNA binding. The record is from RefSeq and is a predicted model, not a curated record. The transcript has 2 exons. The coding region runs from base 107 to 379 and encodes 90 amino acids. NCBI's taxonomy places the organism in Eukaryota, Metazoa, Arthropoda, Insecta, Diptera, Drosophilidae.